Molecule: messenger RNA, 2656 nt
Organism: Malus domestica (apple)
Lineage: Eukaryota; Viridiplantae; Streptophyta; Magnoliopsida; Rosales; Rosaceae
Product: beta-amyrin synthase-like
Biological process (GO): triterpenoid biosynthetic process
Cellular component (GO): lipid droplet
Molecular function (GO): beta-amyrin synthase activity
Source: RefSeq, marked provisional
UAUUGUCUACUGUAUAUACAUAUAUAUAAUUCGCGAAGCCAUGGACUACAUGCACUUUAUUUCUUGUGACCGUAUAAAGUGGGGUUUCCCAUGCAUCAAUAAUCACACAGAGACUUAGCAUUUGUGCCAAGCAACUCAAGCAAACUCCUUCCUUUCCUUCCUCAUCAUCGGAGCCAGUUUUUGCAAUCGUGAUCAAAGAAGAUGUGGAGGAUUAAGUUUGGAGAAGGUGCAAACGACCCCUUCUUGUUCAGCACAAACAACUUCCAUGGAAGGCAGACAUGGGAGUUCGACCCAGAUGCAGGUACCGAGGAGGAACGAGCAGAAGUUGAAGCUGCUCGUGAGCAUUUCUACCAAAAUCGCUUCAAGGUCACGCCUAGCAGUGACCUCCUAUGGCGUUUUCAGAUUUUAAGAGAAAAAAACUUCCAACAAGAAAUUCCUCCUGUAAGAAUUGGGGAGGGUGAGGAGAUUACAUAUGAUCAGGCCACAGCUGCAUUCAGGAGGGCUGCUACCUUCUGGAAUGCCUUGCAAUCACCCCACGGACAUUGGCCUGCUGAAAAUGCUGGCCCAAACUUUUACUUCCCUCCCUUGGUCAUGGCUGCAUACAUUCCAGGAUAUCUCAAUGUUAUUUUCUCAGCUGAGCACAAGAAGGAAAUCUUGCGGUAUACAUACAACCAUCAGAAUGAAGAUGGUGGGUGGGGACUGCACAUAUCAGGCCCUAGUAUGAUGUUUACUACAUGCCUUAACUACUGUAUGAUGCGUAUUCUUGGAGAGGGCCCUGAUGGUGGGCGUGACAAUGCAUGCGCAAGGGCACGAAAGUGGAUUCUUGAUCGUGGUGGUGCUUACUAUUCUGCAUCAUGGGGAAAAACUUGGAUGGCAAUUCUUGGUGUGUAUGACUGGGAAGGCAGCAACCCAAUGCCCCCGGAAUUCUGGACUGGGUCUACACUGCUUCCUUUUCAUCCAUCAAAAAUGUUCUGCUACUGUAGGUUGACUUACCUACCUAUGUCUUACUUUUACGCCACAAGAUUUGUUGGCCCGAUCACUCCUCUGGUUGAGGAAUUGAGACAAGAAAUUUACUGUGAACCUUACAGCGAAAUUAACUGGUCUAAAGUGCGCCAUUGGUGUGCACCGGACGAUAACUACUAUCCCCAUGGUCGUGUACAACGUUUUAUGUGGGACAGUUUUUACAAUAUUGCUGAGCCUCUCCUAAAACGCUGGCCCUUCAAGAAGAUCAGAGACAAUGCCAUUCAAUUCACAAUUGACCAAAUUCAUUACGAAGAUGAGAACAGUCGCUACAUUACAAUCGGAUGUGUGGAAAAGCCAUUAAUGAUGCUUGCUUGCUGGGCCGAGGAUCCUAGUGGAGAAGCUUUCAAGAAGCAUCUUCCUAGAGUUACUGAUUAUAUCUGGCUCGGAGAGGAUGGAAUCAAGAUGCAGAGUUUUGGAAGCCAGUCAUGGGAUUGUGCUCUUGUGAUUCAAGCUUUGCUUGCUGGCAAUCUAAAUACUGAAAUGGCACCUACCCUUAAGAAAGCACACGAAUUUCUCAAGAUAUCUCAGGUGAGGGUGAAUACAUCUGGUGACUAUCUAGCUCAUUUCCGUCACGUUUCUAAGGGCGCGUGGACAUUCUCUGACCGUGACCAUGGAUGGCAAGUGUCGGAUUGUACUGCAGAAGCACUGAGGUGUUGCUGCAUUUUCGCAAAUAUGUCCCCAGAACUCGUUGGUGAGCCAAUGGAAGCUGAGUGUAUGUAUGAUGCUGUCAAUGUCAUCUUGACUCUUCAGAGUCCAAAUGGUGGUGUAUCAGCCUGGGAGCCAACAGGAGCACCAAAAUGGUUGGAGUGGCUCAACCCUGUGGAGUUUCUUGAGGACCUUGUCAUUGAGUACGAGUACAUCGAAUGCACUUCAUCUUCGAUCCAGGCCUUAACUUUGUUUAGGAAGUUGUACCCUGGCCAUAGAAGGAAGGAGAUCAACAAUUUCAUCACGAGGGCAGCAGACUACAUUGAAGACAUACAGUACCCUGAUGGCUCAUGGUAUGGAAACUGGGGAAUCUGCUUCGUGUAUGGUACAUGGUUCGCAAUCAAAGGGCUGGAGGCCGCUGGUAGGACAUACAACAACUGCGAGGCAGUGCGCAAAGGUGUUGACUUUUUGCUAAAAACACAAAGGGCAGAUGGUGGCUGGGGAGAGCACUACACCUCAUGCACAAACAAGAAAUAUACAGCUCAAGAUAGCACAAAUUUGGUCCAAACUGCACUCGGAUUAAUGGGUCUGAUUCAUGGUCGACAGGCUGAGAGAGAUCCAACUCCUAUUCACCGUGCUGCUGCGGUGUUAAUGAAAGGUCAAUUGGAUGAUGGCGAUUUCCCACAACAGGAACUGAUGGGAGUUUUUAUGAGGAAUGCUAUGUUGCACUAUGCAGCAUACAGAAACAUCUUCCCAUUGUGGGCUCUUGGAGAAUACCGCACGCUGGUUUCGUUGCCUAUAAAAAAGAUUGCUUGAGCCUUGGAUCACAAGCUAAAGGAAAUUCAUUGGACUUGCCAAUACAACCAGAACCAAUAAAACCUAGUUUUUGUUGUGUCAAUUUUUUUCCUUUCGUCUUUUAUGUCUGUAGAGUUGAUGAACUUGUAACCGCUGAAGAAUGAAAUCUAUGCAAAUAUAUAUAUUUAUAUUU